AUCGAAACGCUUUGACCUCGCUGUCAGGAUGCCAUGCCACAAUCAGCAGCUGAACAGUGUCAACAGUGGCCAGGAGCACCCGAUGAAGCAGGUUCGGUUUGCGAACAGCAGCAGCAGUGUGCCUGCGGUGCUGAACAGCUCUGAACCGACUGAUGUCCCCACGCAGCCGGUCAGCCCGGACAGCCUGGGUCCUCAGCUGAAGCUGCUCCCUCUGAACGACCAGAUCCGAGAGUUGCAGACAAUAAUCAGAGACAAAACCACCAGCAGAGGAGAUUUUGUUUUCUGUGCGGACCGACUGAUCAGACUAGUAGUUGAAGAAGGCUUGAACCAGCUUCCCUUCUCAGAGUGCACUGUCACCACUCCCACAGGGUACAAGUAUGAGGGAGUCAAGUUUGAAAGAGGCAACUGUGGAGUCAGCAUCAUGAGGAGUGGUGAAGCCAUGGAGCAGGGCCUCCGGGACUGCUGCCGCUCAAUCCGGAUCGGAAAGAUCCUCAUCCAGAGCGACGAGGAGACCCAGAAAGCAAAGGUCUACUACGCAAAGUUUCCCCCAGAUGUGUACAGAAGAAAAGUGCUGCUCAUGUACCCCAUCCUCAGUACAGGGAACACGGUGAUCGAGGCCGUCAGGGUGCUGAUAGAACACGGAGUCCAACCCAAGCACAUUAUUCUCCUCAGCCUCUUCUCCACACCUCAUGGAGCCAAGUCCAUAAUCCAGGAGUUUCCAGACAUCACCAUCCUGACCACAGAGGUUCACCCAGUGGCGCCAACACAUUUUGGACAGAGAUACUUUGGUACUGACUAAAACAGGACAAAAAGCUUUUGGUUUAUUUUCUGCAGGCUUUGUCUCUGUAUUUCAUGGUGUCCUUGUGAACCGCAGUACUAUUUACUCAAGUUUUUGAACUGACACCUAAUGAUUGACCCCAUUACUUGUAUUUAUUGCUUUUUACUUUUUUUGCUUUCUAUGCUCAGACUGUAGAAAGAAAACCACAAAGAUUAAAACAUGGAUCAUUUUAUUUUGCAUUGUAUGAAGAGAUGAAUCAAUAAAGAAUUUAUAUUUGUUUACAGACAGAACA
Messenger RNA from Xiphophorus hellerii (green swordtail), 1070 nucleotides. RefSeq names its product uracil phosphoribosyltransferase (FUR1) homolog (S. cerevisiae) (gene uprt). The transcript is spliced from 7 exons. The coding region runs from base 29 to 799 and encodes 256 amino acids. NCBI's taxonomy places the organism in Eukaryota, Metazoa, Chordata, Actinopteri, Cyprinodontiformes, Poeciliidae. The record is from RefSeq and is a predicted model, not a curated record.